Molecule: messenger RNA, 453 nt
Organism: Cyphellophora attinorum
Lineage: Eukaryota; Fungi; Ascomycota; Eurotiomycetes; Chaetothyriales; Cyphellophoraceae
Product: RutC family protein
Exons: 3
Coding region: 1-453 (150 amino acids)
Cellular component (GO): mitochondrion; cytosol
Molecular function (GO): deaminase activity
Source: RefSeq, a predicted model, not a curated record
AUGGUUGGACUCAGGCAGAUCUUGGUACCUCUUCUCAGUCUGGCAGGCGUUCUGGCCGCGCCCUUCGAAAAGAAGCCGGAGCCCGUCGUCACGUAUCUCGGCAACCAAGGUCCAAUUCUUUCCGGAGGAGCAUUCACCACCAAAGGCAUUGUCUACACCGCCGGCACAGUGCCCUCAUUCAACGGCUCAAUCGUGGAGGGCGGCAUUGCUAACCAGACUGCCCAAGUAAUCGAAAAUAUCGCAGUGAUUCUCGAAGAAGCGGGCACCUCGUGGGACUAUGUUCUCAAGACGACCGUAUUCUUGGCGUCCAUGGACGACUAUGCAGCAAUGAACGAGGUCUACAGGUCGUUGCUGCCGGACCCGAAGCCGGCUAGGACGGCGGUGGAGGUCGGACAGCUCCCGGGAGAUUUCUUGAUUGAGAUUGAGGCGAUUGCUGCACUUCCGGACUGCUGA